Molecule: messenger RNA, 867 nt
Organism: Loa loa (African eye worm)
Lineage: Eukaryota; Metazoa; Nematoda; Chromadorea; Rhabditida; Onchocercidae
Exons: 6
Coding region: 1-867 (288 amino acids)
Biological process (GO): small GTPase-mediated signal transduction; protein geranylgeranylation; vesicle-mediated transport
Cellular component (GO): cytosol; cytoplasm; nucleus
Molecular function (GO): GDP-dissociation inhibitor activity
Source: RefSeq, a predicted model, not a curated record
AUGGUCACGUAUAAUCUGUCAUACCUUAUCAAAAAAUUAAAAGGCUUGGAAGCAGUGUGGCAAUUUAUGGAAUCUGUUGGACGCUUUGGUGAUUCGCCAUUUUUGUGGACACUAUACGGUAGUGGAGAGCUACCGCAAUGUUUUGCCCGGCUCUGUGCUGUUUUUGGUGGAAUUUAUUGCUUAAAUCGUUCGGUUGAUGGUUUUGUCAUCGCCAACGGGAGAGUAGUAGCGGUAGUGACGCAAGGCCAACGAAUAAAUUGUAACUACUUAAUCGCAAAUGGGGCAUAUGUGCCACAGCAGUAUAUAAACACCUCACUGGAAACGCGAUUGAAUCGAGUUAUGAUGAUCACAAAUCGUUCUAUUCUACCGGACCCCGAGAAAGAACAUAUCAGUUUAUUAAAUAUCGCCACUUUGAGAAAUAUAUUCCCGUAUUUACUGGAAGUUGGAUAUGAAGGUUGCGUAGCACCAAAAGGAAGAUACGUUGUUCAUAUAACUGCACGAAGUAACAGCUGUGCAGGCACUGUCUUCAAACCUAUCACUGAUCUUUUUUUCAGUGUGAUGAACAACGAAGAAGUGAAGCCUCAAAUCUUGUGGUCUCUUUAUUUUGAUUUAGUUUUACCAUCGGUAAUUUCCGAUAUCUUGCCCACAAAUAUGCGAGUUGUCCCAAGUGUUGAUGAACAUCUGGAUUAUACCCGGAUUAUUUGCGAGGUUAAAAAAAUUUUUGAAGAGCUCUGGCCGGAUCGCGAUUUUUUGCCACCCUCGCUGGUUGGAGAAGAAGAAGAAGAAGAAAGGGAUUUUGAUAUAGCAAAUGUUGAGAGGGAACAGAAAGUCACGAAAGAUGAAGUAUUCUUGAACGAAAUCAUAUAA